AUGCAGAAAGAAACCGCAUUCAAAAUUAAGUCCCUGGCUGCGAUCAGAGAUCAGUCCUCCGGAGUGGGCCAGCUGAUUUCUCUCGAUCAACAGCCGAAUGCCAUAGUUCCACAUCCCAGUAUGUUCAAGACAGCGGCCGAAACAGCGAAGGAACUGCAAUCAAACUGUGAUCGAAUAGAAGCGCUGGAGUCCAUUUUGAAUCAAAUGUCAGGCAUUAGCCCCACUAUAACGAACACACUAGGCGAGAUUCGAACGUCACUUUUGAAGGCGUCGAUUGCAAAAUCUGCGAGCCGAACAGAAUCGCCUCCUGAGUCGACAGCCGACUCCAACGAUUCGUUACAAGCACAAGCUCUUGCCGAUUUAUCACAGCAACAAGCAAAGCUGGCGUCAUUGAAUCAGUUCGCAAGCGUUCCGAAAGCGAUGCCGAUGACACUGCAACCGUUCCCUACUGUGUCGGCACCGAUGGACUCACAACUACUACAACAUUUGUUAACGCAACAACUAAUGCAAUUAAUAGCUACACCGCAAUUAACGCAAUAG
Molecule: messenger RNA, 540 nt
Organism: Ostertagia ostertagi
Lineage: Eukaryota; Metazoa; Nematoda; Chromadorea; Rhabditida; Trichostrongylidae
Source: the annotation of a GenBank genome assembly